AACACCCAACCGCGACCAGCCGAUACUCGAUCGCCGAUCAUCUCAGCAUCCGAGCCCGCAAGUGCGCCCGACGCCUGCAAUCAAGCAAGGGAGCACCACCCGCACGGCCUGUCUGCAUAUCGCCUGCUCAGUAGAGUGCUGGACCAGAACUACUGAAGCCCAAUCGCCUGUUUCGGCCACCAAGCACACCGCCUCGCCCAACAUGAUCUUCUCGUCGCUCCUGUCGUCGCUGCGAUCACCGUCCAUCGCCAACGGAUUCUCGAGAACCCUUGCUCAGAAGAGCCCGCUUGGCAUCGGACUCGUCCCAACCCCGUCAACAGCCCUCUCUCGUGUCUUUGCGCCCGUGGCGUCGCCGCUGACGCUCCAGACUCGGUCAAUCACCUACGGCAACACCUUCCAGCCCAGUACCCUGAAAAAGAAGCGCCGCUAUGGCUUCCUGAAGCGACUAAGGACCUAUGGUGGCCGCAUGAUUCUGAAGCGUCGUAUGGUCAAGGGCCGCUGGAAGCUGACCCAUUGAGGGACUCCCAGAGCAGCACCUCGAAACGGGAACCCCGCCCUAUUCGAGAGUGGUCUGUAAGGCAGUUUUGCAUCGCCGCAAUACACACAUUCUCAUUCAGCACAA
Molecule: messenger RNA, 622 nt
Organism: Polychytrium aggregatum
Lineage: Eukaryota; Fungi; Chytridiomycota; Chytridiomycetes; Polychytriales
Product: ribosomal protein L34-domain-containing protein
Exons: 2
Coding region: 203-517 (104 amino acids)
Biological process (GO): translation
Cellular component (GO): mitochondrial large ribosomal subunit; ribosome
Molecular function (GO): structural constituent of ribosome
Source: RefSeq, a predicted model, not a curated record